Haemorhous mexicanus (house finch) is the source of this 2416-nucleotide messenger RNA. RefSeq names its product mitochondrial ribosomal protein L1 (gene MRPL1). The transcript has 9 exons. NCBI's taxonomy places the organism in Eukaryota, Metazoa, Chordata, Aves, Passeriformes, Fringillidae. Bases 1073 to 2302 code for a protein of 409 amino acids. The record is from RefSeq and is a predicted model, not a curated record.
CGAAUCCGGGAUUUGAGUGUGCGGGCAUCUGCUCGGUGUCUGACACCUUUGUUUCUCCUCCUUCGGGCACUGAGGUUUUACUGGGCGCCCAGGUGUCGGUGGCACGGAUCCUCGUGGGCAGCCGGAGCAGGGAAGUGCAGCUGCCCGAGCUGCGGCUGGACCCGAGAAGUUCAUUGAUGGCCGGAGAGCGGGAAGGGCCUCGGCGAUGGAGCAGGGGCUAUGGGUAGGAAAGUGGCUUUGGGGGGAGAGUGAGGUGCUGGGGAUGGCUGAGCAUUCUCCGUCUUUCUCCCGAAAUCCCUGCUCCAUCCGUGCUCCACGGCAGAGACCUGGUGGGUAAAAAGCCGGAGGCUCACAGGCCCUGCGGGAGGAUGGCGAAGGAUGCGGAUAACCUGGCACAUUGAACAGUCUCCUCUCACACCUCUACGCUGCCAAGUGCCCGUCCAAAAUCAUUGCAUCUCCCCCUGGAGCCUUAAACAAAUGGCUGUCACUCCUCAGCCGAGGCAUUUUAGCCGAGGAGGGUUCCUUUUCCUCCCGUCGCCCUCACGCAUCCCUAUGUCCAUCCUUUCCCAGGACACUGAGCCGGGUGUUGGAUUUGACGAGCACAGUUUCGUUACAGCUUGUUUUACACAGCCUCCCGUGUAUCUGCUUUAAAAGUCCUUGCACAUGGAUCCAUUGGGGAAUUUUAGGCAGUCACGUAUCCCUGAUUUAAACACUCUGGGACAGGCGCUGACUGGGGAAGACUACGGGUUUGGAAUGUUUUUAAUCAAAAGCACAUCAGUGUGGAAUAAAAACCCCCUUUAAGCGUUACAGUUUGUGGUGUCAAUCUGAACAGCCCAGGAGAUGUUUAAACAAAGUCUUGGCAAGCGGAUGCUGCUCCGGGACGUUGAAUUCGGAUUUCUUCUCCCACCCAAUCUGCAAGGGAACAGGGGUGAGAUGGCAGCCACCAAAUCUCUUUUUGGAAUUACAUGUGGCUUGCAGCAGGCACUGUUCUUCCACACGGACGUGGCCUAACAGGUGUCAACGCCCCCAUGGCUGAGGGCCGCGGCUCUGACCGCCCUCAGGAGCCGCCGCCAUGUUGCUUCGCGGAAGGGGGACCAGUUCGGCUCGCAGCGCUACGAGACAGCCCCGGGUUCGCCCUGAGGCCCCUCUCAGGCCGCUGAAGGAGCGAGCUGGGGGCUUUUGGCCAGCCCCGGGCAACGGGUCACCUCUCCCGGGGCAGCGGGCAGGCGCCGGAACCCGCGCGACCUCGGAACGGCAGGCCCGGGCGCGGCGGGUUGGGGGGACGGCACUAGGUGGCACACCCUUAAAGAGCCCGGGCCUGCCGGAACGCUUCUUCUCGGCCUCGGGGAGCGAGUUCCGCGGGGAAUGGUUUCGGCGGCGCACCAGGGCGGCUCGGCAAAAUGGCGGCGCCCAGCGCCCGCUGCCUGUGGCGAGAGCUGCCAAAAAAGAUGCCCAGAAGAGCAGGCAGGAGAAGGUGAAGGAGCACAAGGAGAAGCCCCUCCCCCGGAGGCGGCCGCUGAUGAGCAAGCCCGUGGACGACGUGUACCUGACCUGGCUCUACAGGAGACCCUCCUACGGGCUGGAGCAGGCCGUGGGCAUGCUCAAGAGGUUCCAGGAGCUGGACUUCACCCACCCCAAGCAGUUUGUGUACAUCAACGUCUUCCUGGACAUGGCACUGCACAAGAAGAAAAAAGUGGAUCCUUUUUCCAGCGGUGUCGCUCUUCCCCAUCGCUUUACAGAUGAGGUGAACAAGGUUUUGGUGUUCACAGAGAAUGAGCAGGAAGCUGAGGCAGCUCGAGAGCACGGGGCUGCCAUCGUGGGAGGAGUUGAAUUAAUCAAAUGGAUCCUGGAGGAUGAAAUCCAGGCUGAUUUCUACGUGGCUGUCCCUGCCAUAAUCCCCAAGUUAAUCCCCCUGAGGAACAAGCUGAGAAAGAAGUACCCCAGCACCAAGAGAAAUUCCCUGGGCAGUGACAUUCCCAGAAUGGUGCAGUUCUUCCGAGAGUGCCACGAGUACUCGGUGGAGGACGAGAGUGUCAUCAAGACAAGGAUAGCCAGACUGGAUAUGCCCACUGAGCACAUCAUUGCCAACCUGAAAACAAUUGUCCAGGAUAUCUGCACCUUCAAGCCAUCCAAUUUUGAUCCCAUUGUGCAGAGGCUGGUUAUCAGAUCCUCCACCAGUGAGGGCCUGCUGCUGAACCUCGAUGGAAUCCUACCUCAGGUGGAGAAGGCAGAAGAGAAGGAGGAAGAAGAUGCAGCUGAUGAGGAUCAGCAAAAACCUGCCCAAGAAUCAGUCAGUACCUGAUGUCUUUGCCUUGUGGGCCUGGAGCUCGAGCUGGGGAAGCAAAUGUCAAGUGACACUCAAAUCAUGCUCUGUGAGAAGAAAAAAUAAAUGCAGCUUGUGGAUUUCAUGUCUAAA